Xyrichtys novacula (pearly razorfish) is the source of this 7974-nucleotide messenger RNA. The record is from the annotation of a GenBank genome assembly. NCBI's taxonomy places the organism in Eukaryota, Metazoa, Chordata, Actinopteri, Labriformes, Labridae.
GAGAUGAAUUCCCCUCUUCCUUCAGAAGGUCAGCUGAUCAUUUACCUCGCUGUAGUGACACCAGCAUCAUCAUCCUCACUGAAACACACUGACGCUGCUGCUCCGGUAAGCUUUGUCCGCCGUUACUGUCUUAUCUUUUUAAUAUCAGGGGUUAUUUUGUUUGUAGGAGAUGUUUUAUUCGGCGUGGACCUCUAACGGUUACCGGCUCGUGAUCAGGGAGACAUCAGUUCACGAGCUGGGGGAGCAGCUAACGUUAGCUUUAGCUCACAUGCUAGUAACGAUGGAAACAGAAGAUUCUAGAGCCACCUGCUGCUAACGGCUCCUCUACAUUAGCACCAUGAAGUCUUUCUCCAUGAUUUUACCCUGAAGGGUGUUUGUUUUUGUCGCUGUCACGGCUGUAGGUCUCCUUCUGUGUAAACUGGUCCUUCUAAAGUAAAGAAGUACAGCAUGGUGACUGAAACUGGAGCUGAUGUUAGCAGCUGAAUGUUGAACUCAGGUUCAGAUUAGUCAAACCUUUCCUGUGUCUGAAAAGAAUCAAAGAGCGACUUUUCUACUUUUCUUCUAUCUGUACUCAUUGGUCCAGGUCUUGAUUCAGAACCACAAUACCCAGGUUUCUUGAGUCUCUUGGUUACAGAUUUUACAGUUUAUUCCUCCUUUAGACCUCAGUGAACCAGAUCAUCAUCCAGAACUGAAAUAUUCAGACCUGUCAGGGUAGGGCUGGGCGAUAAAACGAUAACGAUUUAUAUCGAAAAUUAAUUUCCCGCAAUAUCAAUAUAAAAAAUGGACAGUAUGCUUUUCAAUAGUCGGCGUUCUGCCAUGUAUUAGUAGACUAUACAAAUAGCCAAUGAAAAGGAGAGUUGCUCCGCUUCGGGUCCGCUUCGCACUGAACCAGUCAUGUGCUGAAUUAGAACCAAGUUGCAAACAACUGCGUAGUAGCAGACAGCAGCUACACGCAACCACAGCACUUUAACACUAGAAGCUGACAGCACUGUUGGUGAGUCGAAAAGAAAAUGAGUGCUACUCUCGGCAGAAAUGUAAAUGAAGGCUCAACAGAUGGUGACAUCGUCGACAACACUGGCAUGAAAACGUCGAAGGUGUGGAGGUAUUUUAGUUUUUUGAGGUCUGACAUGAAGCAGAGUAAUGUGCACUGCAAAUUAUGUCGAGUAUAUGAUCUCUCAUAGUUGGGGGGGAAAACCUCUAAUCUUUUUCACCACCUGACGCAGUGACACACGGCAGAGCAUGUGCAAAAGGUUACAAACCCUGAGCGGAGGAAAGAGCCCAUGGCAUCUGUGCAGCCAAAACAGCCGACCAUUCAGUCCGCUUCCUCUAGUGCAACACCUCACGACAAAACGUAGAAGAGACACCGCAGAUGCAGUGGCUUAUUAAUUUGCAAAAGGCGUGCUGCCACUAAGCACUGUUAGAUUUAAUUUCGUAUAUUGUGAUAUAUAUCGAUAUCGACUGAUAUAAAAAACAUUUAUUUUGAUAAACUUUUUCUCAUAUCGCCCAGCCCUAGUCAGGUCUAUACUGUAUUAUUCUGAAGUGUCCUUUACUCCCAUUGAAAACAGUUUUAUCCAUUGGAAACCCUUAUGUUAUGGGGUAAAAUAAGAGUCAUCAAAACCCUGAAACCAUGUUUCUCUAGGAUAAUCACAUCUAACUUUGAUAAAUCUGCUUUUGAUUGUGGAUCAGGACUUAGUCCAUUCUGGUCUUGAUGGAUAAAGUGGUGAAAUUGCCCUUUUCUUCUUGAAGAGAUAAACCAUCUCACCUACAUUGUCUUCUUUGGCUCCUACGUUUGUAAAUUCAUAUUAAUUUAUAGAUUUACCAGUGAGAGGUAGAGCUGGAGUUUUUUGAUGUAACUAAAAUUAGUAUUACUAGAAAUAAAAGGUCACCAUCACUCAAAAUCAACCCCUGCGACUUCAAUAAUUUAUUGUUUGGUGAGAGAUCAUUCAUCGAAAACAAGACGGACAUCUCAUAGGGCCGUUCCCUUCUUUCAAAUUUGCACUAUCCUCUUCAAUGUGUGUUAUUUUCUUGUCUUUUGUCAUUCCUGUCAGUCAGUUCAGUAUGUUUAGAGUUAAGACAGUCCUCCAGAAGUCUUUUUAAACAUGUUUCUAAAGGGAAAUUCAUUUUAUUUUUUACAGUCUCUAUUUUUUACAGUCUCUUGCUUUCCAUCCAAGCAAUGUUUGAAGUGAAACAAAAACGUAGGUAUGGUAUGACGAGUCACUUUGUUUUCUUUCCCAUUAGAGCGACCCAUACUCCCAAAGAUGGCUGACACAAACCAACAAAGGCCUCCUCCCCCUCCUCCUCCUCAACUUGGGCCUGUGGUGAGUAAGCUUCAACUGUUCAUUGAAUCACUUAGUAAACUCUUUCAAUUACUUAUCAUCUCAUUAGUUGGUGUGUUAUGCUGACUGUACAAAGAUAUUUGUCACCUGUAGCAUUUGUCAGCGCACAGAUCUGUGUGUGUGGUGACUUAACUGUCAGAACUACCUAGACAUUCUGUUGAAAUGUUCUUUAAAUGUACUUUAUUUAUACAGCCCUUUCCAACAAACCUUUCAGUGAACCAAAGUGCUUUACAAUACAUAGUAAGAAUGAAUAAAUAAAAACAAUAAAAAGCAAUAAAAACAAUUUAAAAAAAGGAAUAAGAUUCAAUGAUAUAAAUAAAGUGUCACCACGCUACUGGGUAUUAAAAGCCAGCAUAAAUAAAUACGUUUUCAAUCAAGAUUUAAAAAGACCCAGGUCAGAAAUAAGUCUCAUUUCGGUGGAGAGCUUAUAUCAGAGCCUGGGACCGACAACUGAAGAGGCUCGGUCACCCCAGUGUGUGUGUUUUUACACUCCGAUGAUUAAGUAAAACAAACCAAAGGUUUUAUAAUGUUAAAAAUCACUACCCUGAAUUAUUGCCAAUCUUGCCUGAAAAUGUCCAGUGGAAUAAUAAGUUCAAUGGUAAAUAAGCGUCCUUUGUAUAAAGAGUUUAGCACUCAAAUGCCCACUUGACCUGGAAAACAGCUGACAAAUAUUCCAGUUACAGAAAAUUAGAGAAAAAGUGAAAUGUCCAGAAAAUCUUGUGUUGACCCAGAAAACAUUCAAUCUCAUUACGGAGUUCCUCCAAACAGGUGACACUGCCAGCUGACAGAGCUAAAUAUAGUCAAGACUCUCUUCAAAGAAUGAUAGUAGUUCACAGAUAACAGUAUUAAGAAUAGACCACAUUAGAAACACCCCAGUCACAUCAUACAGAAGCCCCUGCAGGUUGGAUAAUAAACCAAAACCUCAAAUAGUGUAGUGUGAUUCAAAUGCUAAUAAAGAGUAUUUGCAGUCUGCUAACUGUAGUUUCAUCUGGUGUGUAGAUAAACUAUGUAUGUAUGUAUUUAUGUGUGUUUUUUUCUUGUGUUAAGAAGUUGAAUAAUGUUAAAACUGUUAGCAUUUUUGGUUUAACCUCAUUAUUUGAAAUGCUAGCUACCUAGUUUUUAGAUCUGGGUUUGGGAAAGUUUGACAAUUAAUCCGGAUGCCAGUGUUAAAACUAUGAACAGCAGACAAAGCACAAGCAAGUCAAAACUGUGGGCACAAUGCAGUCCUGUCAUACCAGCUCAGUUGUCACUGAAAACAUCCUGAAAAAAUUCAUGAGAAUUAUCUCCAGGAAAUUGUGGAAACUCUGCCAAUACAAAAAAAAAAUCAGUGUUGUGAUGCAGAGCUUAAAAUGUAGGGAUCAAGAAGUCAGUGUAUUUGAAAGUAAUGGACUCAAAAUGAAAUAAAAUGACUACUGUCUUGAAAUAGAAACACCCUUUAGAAAUCGUUUUGAAUUAAACUCCAUGUUUUCAGAAAGUUUCAUGGCACUGUCCAAAGUAUGGUCUCAGGCUUGACUCUUGGGUGUUACAUUUGCAAUUUUCCAAAAUUUCUAACAGACAUUUGGACAAAGCUCUGAACUGAGAACAGGUGAAUAAUAAUAAUUAAUAAUAAUAAUCUGAUGUUGAAAGAAAAAAUUCUCCUGUAACUUUUGUUUCUGCUUGUAUCCAAAGAAGUUGGUAAGAUUACAACCCGGCUUUAGUCGGGUGAUGUGAGACCAGUGGUCUUUCAUUGGAUGCAGCUGAAUUCUGUCUCCUGACUUUUUGAUAAGGGGUUGCAAGAAUUAACCUGAAGAUUGAAUUAAGUUGUUUUCGUAGCGAGGUCUGUUUAUUUUGUCUGCACGGAGAACUUGGUUAAGGUAGACUCUCAGAAACAUCUCUCCAUCUCAGAUGAGCCGUUCAGAACUUUGAAACUGUGGCACAGAAAAACUGUAAACUUUUCACCCACGAUAUUUUAUUAUAUGAAGCCAUUUCAGUUUAUCUCUCUUUGCAAUACUAAAUGUAUUUUCUUCUUUUCUCAACAGCAAUUUUUAAUGAGUAACAAGCUGGAAACUGCAAUGUGGCUUUCACGUCUCUUCACAGUCUACUGUUCUAUAAUGUUUAUUCUUCCAAUUUUGGGGUAAGUUUACUCAGUCCCGCCAAAGUGUGAUUUGUAGAAACAUCAAAUAUUUAAAUUGCUUUUUCCCUCCCAUCGUCGCCUAACCUGAACAGACCUCUAAAACUGUGUCACUGCUUGUGUGUUUCAGACCCUAUGCUGCAGCUAACUUCUAUCAGCGAGCCUUGUUAGCGAACGCCCUCACCAGUGCCCUCCGCCUGCAUCAAAGGCUUCCACGCUUUCAGCUGAGCAGAGCUUUCCUGGCUCAGGCUCUUCAGGAGGACAGCUGCCAUUACCUGCUCUACUCACUCAUACUGGUUAACUCCUACCCCAUCACAAGUAUCCUUCUUCCUGAUGUUUGCCACCACAAAUGUUGUUCAAGAGUUUUUUCUCUAUUUUCCUAUUUGAACGCAAAAUUGAUGUUUUUUUCUUGAACUUUGACAGUGAUUUGUUUUAUCCUCUAUAUCAUCCAUGGAGUAUUUAUGCCCUGUUUAUGUCUUCUUGACAUCAUGAGUGCACUCUCUCCUUUCAGUUGUUCUGAUAAGUAUCACAUGAAAGUCCACGAUGAACUGCACCAGGCCUCUCUGGAGGAUUGGAUACAUAACAAGUUAACCUGCAUAACCAAACCUCAUGAUUUUCAUCAUGAAAAAUUUGAUCAAUUUUCAUCCUCUCUGUGUAUUCCACUUUGAGGACCUCCACGUAGUGAGUUGUGUAACAUUUCUUUAGAUGUUUUUGAUGUUGAUCCUUAACAACAGGUCUCAGUGAGCAUCUUUCCAGUCUUCCUUUUUUCUCUGCUUCAUGCAACCACCUACACGAAAAAAGUCCUUGAUGUGAGUAAAUGUAACAGUUCAUCUUGGUUUUUGUCUUUAAGAACUGUUGGUUCAUAACUUUGACUAAAAGCAAUUUGCUGAACAAAUGAAAAAAAACUAUAUAACAUAUUAUGAUUUCAUAUUAAUUAAUAAACAGUUAUUUAUCAUAUUCACAGACAGUUUAAUUACAGAAACCACAAGUUCCCUUUUUCUGUAUUUUAUGAACUCAGCCAAAACAUGAACCAUUUCUAGUUUCAAGCUACUCAAUCUAAUCCCUUUUUUAUUUUUAAUUUUUUUAUCGACCUACUUACCUCACAGUUGUUGAUUUCUUCUCAUGGAUCUCUCUUUGCAGUCAAUGGGCCCCAGCAGCCUGAUGUUCAUCAGAAACCUCCUGGACAAACUAACGACCAAUCAGCAAAACAUCCUCAAGUUCAUCGCCUGUAAUGAGAUCUUCUUGAUGCCAGCCACUGUUUUUAUGCUCUUCAGGUCAGUGUACCUGACUACACUGUUUAGAAACUCAGAAGCUCUUAUUUAGUUAACAGUUUUUCAUGUAUUAUUACUGUCUUGAACUCUAAACAUGUCAUAAAGUCUUAAUUCAUAUCAUAAAUGAUUUGGUUUGAAUGUGUAGUGUGUCAUCGAUAGAAGUAGAUUUCAUCAGUUUUUGGUACAGUUAAUUUUAUACACUAUGGUUUAAAAUGCAAGCCAAAGACAUUUUUCUCAGGAUUGUAUCUUAUUAUUAAAAGUAAUGACUGUAAUGUAUUUUUUUUAACAUAUUCAUAACAUUUUUAUUCCACAGUGGCCAGGGAAGCUUGCUUCUGCCUUUCAUUUACUACAGAUUCCUCACUCUCCGUUACACGUCUAGAAGAAACCCAUACUGCCGGUAAGAUGUUUAAAUAAUACAGUACUAUAAGACAGUGCAGGUUUUUAUUACGUAAAUGAUCAUAUAAUACAAGUAAGUCAUACUCCAGGAUCAGAUGUGAGGAAGUAUUGAAAUAUUUUGUUUGUCAGUGAUAGUCUACAACUCAGCAUGAUGAAUAUUUUCCGCCAUUAUUACCACAAACCAGAACAGAACAGCAGUGUAGGUAUAAACUGGCUGGAAAGUUUGGUGCUAAAAUGCCAGAGAUUUUGGCAGAAAACACGAGACAAGAGAAUUCGAACUAGAAUACUUGAAUUUAGAUUUUAAUUUUGAACAAUCAUUUGACAUCUGUUUCCACCCCAGCACCUUGUUCACAGAGCUGCGGAUCCUUUUGGAGCACUUCAUCAUGAAGCCCGCCUGUCCCGCCUUCUUCAGGAGGAUGUGCCUCAGCAGUAUCGCCUUUAUCAGCCGUCUGGCCCCCACAGGGGUCUGAUCACUCCGCGUCAGUUCCUUUUCUUUAUGUUUCGUUUUUCCAGCAUUUAGGAUGUGACAUAAACCUUGAUGGGAACAGACAUUGCCAUCAACCGAAGGAACUGAUUUUUGAAUGUCAACUUUUCAGACUGUGCUCCAUCCUCUCUGUAUGUUUGAGUACAGGUGAAGAGCAGCCAGUGAUGCACUGAAGUCUCACGCUGAUAGUUUCUUUUAAACCAUCUUCUUAAUGUGACCUCAUUGAAGCAGUGGACACUCUUUGCUUUGUUAUACUCUCCGAGCAGAGCGCAGCAGACAUCAGCUGUGUCUCUAUUUGUGUCAGCUGUUAUUUUUUCCCUCUAUGACCUUAUUUAUUCAUGAUGAUUGCUUACUCUGUGAUGAAACAUUAACAUUCUGAGAUUAGUUUCUUUAAUGAAAAUGUGAUUAUGAAUAUAUAUAUAUAUGUCCUCGUUUCUUAAUAAUAAUCUUGAGAUUGGAUGGAUGGAAGAUGGGGUUUGUUUGCUGCUCCUACAUUGUCAAUUUUCUUCUUUAUGUGCAAGGCAUCUGAUGCUCUGGUUUGUCUUAACACGUUACUACUCAUGUAUCCUAUUAAUGCCAUGAACUCACUCUUUUAACAACAUGCAUAUUCUACGAAGGUAUGACAUAGUGAUGAGAUGAGAUGUCUUGUUUUUUAUAGAAUAUGUAAAGGUACCUGAUACUUUGCUGUAAGAUUCAUUUUUAAAUGAGUUGCUCAGUGCAUGUCAUGUUUCUGAAUGCAUUCUCCCCAUGUUUCUCAGUUUGAAUGCUGUUUUGAGUAUCCACUCAUUUGUGCGACGUAGCUUCCUUGCUUGAUGCAUGCUAUGAUUUUAUUCUCUUGCCAUGUUCAAUGUGUUUAUUUGCCUACAAACAAACCACAUUUUUUAUGAUAUGAAUAAAAUGAUCUCUUAAUUAAACCAACAAAUAAUAAAGAACAAAUAAGAACCAUAUUAACUCCAGAAUCAUCUUUUCAUAGAGAAAAUAUCUCUUAAUUAAACCCUGGUACUACUUUUUCAAUAAAGCCAUAUGUCUGUAAUUUUAAGUCCAUUUACUCUGCAUCAGUGUGUGUAUGUGGUGUAAAUGGGUGGUUAGAAGACUAGAGACAGCUCUACACAAACAUACUGCAUUUACUAUUUGUAUGUGAAAGCGAGAGAACCACAAAUUUAAAAAAAUGGUCAGUCACCUACCACUUCCAUGCCGUAUGGAUGAUCUUUGUAUUUGUCUGUCACUGUGCUUCCAUCUUUCAGGUUUUUUUUUCCUUGAUCUGCCAGGGACUACAGUUAAAAAUUUGCCAUUGGCUAAAUCUGGCAUAUUUACUUUUUUAUGUUCAUUAAUGUGCAUUGUCCCUUUUAAAUAAAUAAAUGAAAAAAUGAAAUACAA